Molecule: messenger RNA, 1112 nt
Organism: Galeopterus variegatus (Sunda flying lemur)
Lineage: Eukaryota; Metazoa; Chordata; Mammalia; Dermoptera; Cynocephalidae
Product: sorting nexin-25-like
Exons: 6
Cellular component (GO): early endosome membrane; intracellular membrane-bounded organelle
Molecular function (GO): phosphatidylinositol binding
Source: RefSeq, a predicted model, not a curated record
AUGGGGCUGAGGAGUGUGGGCCCGGCGGGUAGACAUGAGCGUUCCCUCGGCCCCCAUGGGCGGCGGGCUCCGGGCGCCGUGGGGUUUGCCCAGAUGCACGAUAUUCGGCUCUGUGGCUCCUCAGCAGCCAUCAGCCGUCCCAACCUUGAGAGCCAGAUAAUCAUUCCAGAUCUUCGGGGCUGCUGUGCAGGUGGUGAGCGGAAGGAAGGGGAACCGAGCGUUCGCUGUGCGCAGGCGGUGCACUCUGUGUUGGUUAUCGUGUUUGGUUCUUCUAACCGUUCUCGGGGUGGGAGGCAACUUUAUGACCACUUACCGACGAGGAAAGUUAGGUCACCCACCCGGUACCUCACACCCAAGCCCGGGGACACUUCUCAUCACAACAUCCUGUCUUCUUCCACCAUGUUGAUAAUUGAGGGUGAUAUUAGCCGUUUAGAUUUCCUUAGGGAUACGAGUCCUGUGUGUGGAAACUCACACGAGUCAGUUCAGUCUAGAAGGGCAGUAAUUUCUCAUAAUAUGGAUAAAGCUCUGAAAGAAGUGUUCGACUACAGUUAUAGAGAUUACAUUCUGUCCUGGUAUGGAAAACUCAGCAGAGAUGAGGGACAACUUUACCAUCUGCUCUCAGAAGACUUUUGGGAAACUGUCAGACAGCUGCGUCACAGAUUGAGUCACGUGGAUAUGGUUAAAGUUGUCUGCAGUGAUGUUGUAAGGACUUUACUCACUCAUUUCUGUGAUCUGAAAGCUGCUAAUGCCAGACAUGAAGAACAGCCUAGGCCUUUUGUGUUACAUGCAUGCUUGAGGAACUCAGAUGAUGAAGUAAGAUUCCUACAAAUGUGUUCUCGGGUUCUGGUGUUUUGUCUCCUCCCCUCAAAGGAUGUCCAGUCUCUCAGCUUACGUAUAAUGCUUGCAGAAAUUCUCACAACAAAAGUCUUGAAGCCAGUAGUGGAGUUACUGAGUAAUCCAGAUUACAUUAAUCAAAUGCUACUUGCCCAGCUGGAGUACAGAGAACAGAUGAAUGAACAUCACAAGAGAGCCUACACCUAUGCUCCUUCUUAUGAAGAGUUCAUCAAGCUUAUUAAUAGCAACUCUGAUGUGGAGUUCUUGAAGCAACUAAG